UUGGCAUGCACAUGUUUGCUUGUUCAAACAGUGAAUAGCAGCCAAGUUCACUUCGGUCGUGUCUUUCCUUUCUCUGUUUCCUGUUGAAAGACAAGUAUUAGAAGAAUGACCAAGAAACGUCGUAACGGAGGGCGCUGCAAGCAUAAUCGUGGCCAUGUGAAGCCUGUACGCUGCACAAAUUGUGCCCGCUGCGUUCCAAAAGAUAAGGCUAUUAAGAAGUUUGUUAUUCGCAACAUUGUAGAAGCAGCAGCGGUGAGAGAUAUAUCUGAAGCUUCCAUAUGGGAAACAUACAUUUUGCCAAAAUUGUACGCAAAACUUCAUUACUGCGUUUCCUGCGCUAUCCACUCGAAAGUUGUAAGAAAUCGUUCCAAGGAAGCUCGUCGCAUUCGUACGCCACCUGUUCGAACGUUCCCUAAAGAUAUGGCUCGAAAUCAACCAAGAAAGUAGAGCAAAUAAAAGUGUAAAGACGUGACAAUGCACAUUAAGAAACAGUUUUUCAUUAAUACCUGAACGUAAA
Molecule: messenger RNA, 517 nt
Organism: Rhagoletis pomonella (apple maggot)
Lineage: Eukaryota; Metazoa; Arthropoda; Insecta; Diptera; Tephritidae
Product: 40S ribosomal protein S26
Exons: 3
Coding region: 106-447 (113 amino acids)
Biological process (GO): translation
Cellular component (GO): cytosolic small ribosomal subunit; ribosome
Molecular function (GO): structural constituent of ribosome; mRNA binding
Source: RefSeq, a predicted model, not a curated record